Pseudocercospora fijiensis CIRAD86 is the source of this 1737-nucleotide messenger RNA. RefSeq lists its product as uncharacterized. NCBI's taxonomy places the organism in Eukaryota, Fungi, Ascomycota, Dothideomycetes, Mycosphaerellales, Mycosphaerellaceae. The record is from RefSeq and is a predicted model, not a curated record. The coding region runs from base 1 to 1737 and encodes 578 amino acids. The transcript is spliced from 16 exons.
AUGAACUCACUCAAUCUUGAUCCAAGCGUGCUGCCUAACGCCAAGAUGACUCCUUCCGUGCACCGUGACUGCCCUGCCAUCGCACCGAUACUGCACCUGUAUGCGGGCUGGGGAACGAUGGCUAAACCCUCGAACCCUGACCUGAGCAGAGAUGGGAGAGUGCAGUGCCACUGGUGCUACAGAGCCGCAGCAGCUGUGUUGAGGCGGCCUCUCCAAGCCUUGAUCGACUCUCUGAUUACCAACUGCCGGAGUGCCGAAAAGAAUGAAGAUCUCGAGGCGGAAAGUCUCAGAGCGGCUUCGUGUCUCCACCGCGCGCAUGCAGUAGUGUUGUACGAGAAUAGACAGGCCAAACGGCAGUAUGGCCUCAACACGCACUCACCCGCUGUCAUCGCAUCGAAGCGGGGAUCUCUGAACCGCACCACACUAAGCACUUCUCGCCGCCCCGUCCCUUGUCAACUGUUGCUUCGCCUCAAGGCUCAUGCCCUGCCCUGCCCUGCUGCUCAUCCAACAACUAGGCUGGCUCCGUUUCAACCGGUGCCAUGGUUGAAAACGCCAGUCUCGUGGCAGCUAGUAGGUUGGGUUGGUUCGGCUGGGCGCCAUCUGGCAUCUACGGACUACUGCAAGCGAGCCGUGCGGCGUGAAGUCGUUGGUCAUGAGCGCACGUCAAAUGUCCGCCAUAUCGCGCUAGAUGGCAUCCGAGAUAAUGAAUGCACUUGCCGCUUGACUGCUGCACGAGCAGCAAGCAAGCCUCGAGCCAUCGCACUCGGGCUCGCUGGAGCAGGCCUUGCCUUUUCUCGUGACAUCGCUCGCGGCUCAUCAUCAUGCAUCCUAUCCCGCAAUCUCUCCCUGAUUAUUGGCGCAACUUCCGCCAUCCCGGUUCUGACAUGUGCAUGGGAGGAGGCCGGCCAUGAAAACUCUUCCUGGCCCAAGCAUGUGUUCCCAAGAUCGGCUCGCCGAAUUUACUGUACCAUUUAUGACAUGUCGAUGAGCGAGCCCUUAACAGUGGUCGCUGAUGUCGCCUCCAUGAACACGUGUCCACCUCGAGAGCGUGUCCCCGUAAUUCUCCCAGAACACUGUACCAUACACGGCAAGACCUCGUUGCUGGGACUUCGGGACUCACAGAGCGUCGGCGCCCUCGGCCAAACAUCAGCAAUAAUGAGCAUGGAGACCGCUGAAUCGAACAAGAUUCGAUCCGCUCAAGGCACUCGUCCGCGGUGCGUCAGGCCCAAUCACAAAGUCUUUCUGCAACCGUACUGUACUGUCGGGUCACUCGCAGCGCCUGCGAACCAAUCUACCCGCACAGCACAGCUCCACCGAGAUGUUGGCAUUAUCGGUACAUUGACAAACCCUCGUCUAUCAAAGCAGAUUUCUCAAUUUUCUCAUCAUCAGCUGGCCACACAGUGUUACCUUGGCGCCAGGGCCUUGGAUAAAUGUGACUUCCCGGAGAUCAACAGACUUUGGCAGGAAGUGACUCAAAAAACGUGGCCAUCUCCGACCACCCACCUAGUGGGCUACACACCCCGGACACACCUCCCGUAUCGGACACUGCUCAGAAAUUCGGAUUCAGAAUCCUGCUGGGUACCUGGCCCUUGCCUGUGCUGUAUCGCCGCAGGAAGGAUUCAGAUCAGAUGCAUCAGAGAUUGCGUUGCAUUUGAUCCGGCGAUCUGCUGCGCCGCUGAGCACAAGUACAAGGUACCUUCACCGCUACCCGACGACAAGUCCCAUUUGUGCAAGUAG